CCCGCAGGUGGGCAGUUAGCUACUACAUCUUCAGUCAGUUGAACUCUUCAGAGCAAGGGACAAGAAGGCAGGAUAAGGGAAUUCAGUGGAAGAUACAGACAAGGAUGGAGGUGCAGUUAGGGCUGGGAAGGGUCUACCCACGGCCCCCUUCCAAAACCUAUAGAGGAGCUUUCCAGAAUCUGUUCCAGAGUGUGCGCGAAGCUAUACAGAACCCGGGCCCCAGGCACCCUGAGGCCGCUAGCAUAGCACCUCCCGGAGCCUGUUUGCAGCAGCGGCAAGAGACUAGCCCCAGGCGGCGGCGGCGACAACAGCACGGUGAGGAUGGCUCUCCCCAAGCCCACAUCAGAGGCCACACAGGCUACCUGGCCCUGGAGGAGGAACCUUCACAGCAGCAGUCAGUUUCCGAGGGCCACCCUGAGAGCGGCUGCCUCCCAGAGCCUGGGACUGCCACAGCUCCUGGCAAGGGUCUGCCGCAGCAGCCACCAGCUCCUCCAGAUGAGGAUGACUCAGCUGCCCCAUCCACUUUGUCCUUGCUGGGCCCCACUUUCCCAGGCUUAAGCAGCUGCUCCACCGACAUUAAAGACAUCCUGAGCGAGGCUGGCACCAUGCAACUUCUUCAGCAGCAACAGCAGCAGCAACAGCAGCAGCAACAGCAGCAGCAGCAGCAACAGCAGCAGCAACAGCAACAGCAGCAGCAGCAGCAGCAGCAGCAAGAGGUAAUAUCCGAAGGCAGUAGCAGCAGCACGAGAGCAAGGGAGGCCACUGGGGCUCCUUCUUCCUCCAAGGAUAGUUACCUAGGGGGCAAUUCGACCAUAUCUGACAGUGCCAAGGAGUUGUGUAAAGCAGUGUCUGUGUCCAUGGGAUUGGGUGUGGAAGCACUGGAACAUCUGAGUCCAGGGGAACAGCUUCGGGGAGACUGCAUGUAUGCGUCGCUCCUGGGAGGUCCACCCGCGGUGCGUCCCGCUCCUUGUGCACCACUGUCCGAAUGCAAAGGUCUUCCCCUGGACGAGGGCCCGGGCAAAGGCACAGAAGAGACUGCUGAGUAUUCCUCUUUCAAGGGAGGUUACGCCAAAGUGCUGGAAAGCGAGAGCCUGGGCUGCCCUGGCAGCGGUGAAGCAGGUAGCUCUGGGACACUUGAGAUCCCAUCCACUCUGUCUCUGUAUAAAUCUGGAGCAGUGGAUGAGGCAGCAGCAUACCAGAAUCGCGACUACUACAACUUUCCGCUGGCUCUGACCGGACCGCCGCACCCCCAACCCCCUACCCAUCCACACGCCCGCAUCAAACUGGAGAACCCCCUGGACUAUGGCAGUGCCUGGGCUGCCGCUGCAGCGCAAUGCCGCUAUGGGGACUUGGCUAGCCUACAUGGAGGGAGUGCAGCCGGACCCAGCACUGGAUCGCCCCCAGCCACCGCCUCUUCUUCCUGGCACACACUCUUCACAACUGAAGAAGGCCAAUUAUAUGGGCCAGGCAGUGGGGGCGGCAGCAGCAGCCCAAGUGAGGCCGGGCCUGUAGCCCCCUAUGGAUACACUCGUCCCCCUCAGGGGUUGGCAAGCCAGGAGGGUGACUUCUCUGCCUCCGAAAUGUGGUAUCCCAGUGGAGUGGUGAACAGAGUACCCUAUCCCAGUCCCAGUUGCGUCAAAAGUGAGAUGGGACCUUGGAUGGAGAACUACUCCGGACCUUAUGGGGACAUGCGUUUGGACAGUGCCAGGGACCACGUUUUACCCAUCGACUAUUACUUUCCACCCCAGAAGACCUGCCUGAUCUGUGGCGAUGAAGCUUCUGGCUGUCACUAUGGAGCUCUCACUUGUGGCAGCUGCAAAGUCUUCUUCAAAAGAGCCGCUGAAGGGAAGCAGAAGUAUCUGUGUGCCAGCAGAAAUGAUUGCACCAUUGAUAAAUUUCGGAGGAAAAAUUGUCCAUCUUGUCGACUCCGGAAAUGCUAUGAAGCAGGGAUGACUCUGGGAGCUCGUAAGCUGAAAAAACUUGGAAAUCUAAAACUACAGGAGGAAGGAGAAAAUUCCAGUGCUGGAAGCCCCACUGAGGACCCAUCCCAGAAGAUGACAGUAUCACACAUUGAAGGCUAUGAAUGUCAGCCCAUCUUUCUUAAUGUUCUGGAAGCCAUUGAGCCAGGAGUGGUGUGUGCUGGACAUGACAAUAACCAGCCUGAUUCCUUUGCGGCCUUGUUAUCUAGCCUCAACGAGCUCGGCGAGAGACAGCUUGUACAUGUGGUCAAGUGGGCCAAGGCCUUGCCUGGAUUCCGCAACUUGCAUGUGGAUGACCAGAUGGCAGUCAUUCAGUAUUCCUGGAUGGGACUCAUGGUGUUUGCUAUGGGUUGGCGGUCCUUCACCAAUGUCAACUCCAGGAUGCUCUACUUUGCACCUGACCUGGUUUUCAACGAGUACCGCAUGCACAAGUCUCGGAUGUACAGCCAGUGUGUGCGUAUGAGGCACCUGUCUCAAGAAUUUGGAUGGCUCCAGAUAACCCCCCAGGAAUUCCUGUGCAUGAAAGCACUGCUACUCUUCAGCAUUAUUCCAGUGGAUGGGCUGAAAAAUCAAAAAUUCUUUGAUGAACUUCGAAUGAACUACAUCAAGGAACUCGAUCGUAUCAUUGCAUGCAAAAGAAAAAAUCCCACAUCCUGCUCAAGGCGCUUCUACCAGCUCACCAAGCUCCUGGAUUCUGUGCAGCCUAUUGCAAGAGAGCUACAUCAGUUCACUUUUGACCUGUUAAUCAAGUCCCAUAUGGUGAGCGUGGACUUUCCUGAAAUGAUGGCAGAGAUCAUCUCUGUGCAAGUGCCCAAGAUCCUUUCUGGGAAAGUCAAGCCCAUCUAUUUCCACACACAGUGAAGAUUUGAAAACCUUCAUACCCAAACCUACCUUGUUUGCUUUUUCAGAUGUCUUCUGCCUGUUAUAUAAUUCUGCACUACUUCUCUGCAGUGCCUUGGGGGAAAUUCCUCUACUGAUGUACAGUCUGUCGUGAACAUGUUCCUCUGUUCUAUUUCCUGGGCUUUUCUUUCUUUCAUUUUCUUCUUCUCUCCCUCUUUCACCCUCCCAUGGCACAUUUUGAAUUUGCUGCCUGUUGUGGCUUCUGCCUGUGUUUUGAGUUGUGUUGUAUUUCUUUGAAUUUGUGGUGAUCCUCAUGUGGCCCAGUGUCAAUUGUGCUUGUUUACAGCACUGUGCUGUGUGCCAACCACUCAAAUGUUUACUCACCUUAUGCCAUGUCAAGUUUAGAGAGCUAUAAGUAUCUGGGGAAGAAACAAACAUAGAAAAUAAAAAGCCAAAAAAAAUAUGCUAGGUUUGUUUCUUCACAAUAAUAAAUAAACACAUAGGAUUCCCAAAGAAGCCAGCAGUGACAAGAAAGUAAAAAUUACAGGUACAUGAAGAGUCACUGUUUUAGUUCAUCCUGUCUCUCUGUAGGAAACUUAAGUUGUUGCUAAUGGCUAUUGCUAUUAAAGAGCAGGAUGACCCCAAAGCUUACUGGUAGGAUAGAGAGAAAAGAGGACAAGGGGGGAGUGUGGAUAACUAUUACUUCCCCACAGCCUUUGUCACUGAGCACUAGAGUGCUCAGUUGCAGUGCAAUUCAUUGUACUGAAAUGUGCUUGUUGUUUGAAAACUUGUCUGCAUGUGAAUGCCUCCUCCUUCAAAUCAUUUUCUCUCUCAACCUCUGCUUCCACCCUCAGCUGACUUUCAAUAGGUUUUCUAAGAGCUUUGAACGAAAUGUUCUCUUUAGCCAAAACUUUGGCCACUUCCACUGAAGUUAUGUCAGUAAGAAGAGAGCAGAGUGAUCUGACUCUUUGGAAGGCUCCAUUCAGAUCUAUGUCCAUAUUUUCAUGUGUGAGCCAUAGAGGAACUUUGUGGCUGGAGUCAGA
Messenger RNA from Phodopus roborovskii (desert hamster), 3862 nucleotides. It is a transcript of the gene Ar, whose product is annotated as androgen receptor. Gene Ontology annotation, biological process: male gonad development; androgen receptor signaling pathway; regulation of DNA-templated transcription. The record is from RefSeq and is a predicted model, not a curated record. Gene Ontology annotation, molecular function: steroid binding; nuclear receptor activity; zinc ion binding. Lineage: Eukaryota; Metazoa; Chordata; Mammalia; Rodentia; Cricetidae. Gene Ontology annotation, cellular component: nucleus. The transcript is spliced from 8 exons. The coding region runs from base 105 to 2840 and encodes 911 amino acids.